Molecule: messenger RNA, 804 nt
Organism: Morus notabilis
Lineage: Eukaryota; Viridiplantae; Streptophyta; Magnoliopsida; Rosales; Moraceae
Product: ras-related protein RABA6b
Exons: 2
Coding region: 37-708 (223 amino acids)
Cellular component (GO): endosome
Molecular function (GO): GTP binding; GTPase activity
Source: RefSeq, a predicted model, not a curated record
AAAUUUUCUUCUCCUGCGUUAGAGAGAGAGAUUUUCAUGGAUGAUUCAUUUGAUGAAGAUUGUGAUUACCUUUUUAAGGCGGUUCUUAUUGGAGACUCUGCAGUCGGGAAAUCUAAUCUUCUCUCAAGAUUUGCCAAGAAUGAAUUCCGGCUUGAUUCCAAGCCUACCAUAGGGGUGGAAUUUGCUUACAGAAACAUUAAAGUUGGCGACAAGCUCAUCAAGGCACAAAUAUGGGAUACGGCUGGACAAGAAAGGUUUAGGGCAAUUACGAGUUCAUACUACCGCGGGGCACUUGGUGCGUUGCUAGUGUACGACAUUACCCGGCAAAACACAUUCGAAAAUGUUAAAAAAUGGUUGGCAGAGCUCAGGCAGUUUGGCAAGCCAGAUAUGGUUGUCGUUCUUGUUGGGAACAAAUCUGAUUUGGGUCAAAAAUCCAGAGAAGUUAGCGAAGAAGAAGGAAGAAAUGUGGCAGAAAAAGAAGGCCUGUGUUUCAUGGAAACUUCUGCCUUGGAGAAUCUUAACGUUGAGGAUGCUUUUUUGCAUAUGAUUACCAAAAUCCAUGAGAUCACUACCCAAAAGAGCUUACAAGCUAAAAUGGCUAAUGACCACCACACUUUCACAAAUCUCCAAGCUUCUAAACAGAUUAAUAUUCAUAUUGAUCAUGAAGUUACUGCCACCAAACAAUCGAGUUAUUGUUGCUCAACUUGAAUUAUAUUAUUUCGUGAUCAUUGUAUAGCGGAAUUUUUUUUUACAUACUUAUGACUUAUGAAUUAUGAGCGGGGUACUUUUUAGUUUGAAUUUUCU